CACUACGCGUCGCAUCCACGCAACACUUACUUACAGCUUCCAGUUUUGAUUUCAUAAAGCUUACUGCUUUUAACUUUUUAUAUAAAAAGAUACUACAUUAAUAUUACUAUAAGCUUUUUUCCCAAAGUAACUUUACGGUUUUGCCCCCCUAGCCUCUUCCUUUUCCCUCUAUAUUUUUUCUUGCACCCUCAACCAGAAACUCUCAGAUACUUGGUGAGAGAAUAACACACAGUCUUCUUGAUUCAGCAACCAUGGCGAUGGUGAUCACACUCCCUUGUGCCACUACAGCUUUGUUAUUCGCUAGUCUCUUGCUCACCUUUAAUCUUGCAAAAUCUCAAUCGUUCAUCGGCAUAAACUACGGCCAAGUUGCCGACAACCUUCCGCCGCCGUCAGCCACAGCGAAGCUACUCCAAUCGACAUCGAUUGAGAAGGUCCGAUUAUAUGGAUCGGACCCGGCUAUUAUCAAAGCCCUUGCGAACACCGGCAUCGGAAUUGUCAUUGGUGCUGCUAACGGCGAUAUUCCGGCACUUGCUUCCGAUCCCAACUUCGCUAAAAGUUGGGUUAACUCAAAUGUCGCUCCUUUCUAUCCAUCCAGCAAGAUUAUCUUGAUCACCGUCGGCAACGAGGUCAUGACCUCCGGUGACCAGAACCUGGUGAACCAGCUCGUUCCGGCGGUGCAGAAUGUCCAAAAUGCCCUCGAUUCCGUAUCAUUGGGCGGGAAAGUCAAGGUCUCGACCGUUCAUUCCAUGGCGGUGCUCCGGCAAUCAGAACCUCCGUCCUCCGGAAGCUUCCACCCGGACUAUAUUCAGGCGUUAAAAGGUCUCUUAUCCUUCAAUAACGCCACCGGUUCGCCGUUCGCGAUCAACCCAUACCCGUAUUUCGCUUACCGGGACGACCCAAGACCCGAAACGCUGGCGUUUUGUCUCUUUCAACCCAACGCUGGGCGUUACGAUUCCAACACAAAGAUCACGUACAUGAACAUGUUUGAUGCCCAGGUGGAUGCCAUCCGAUCUGCAUUGAACUCAUUGGGGUUCAAGAACGUGGAGAUCGUAGUUGCAGAGACCGGCUGGCCCUACAAAGGAGAUAGCAACGAGGUUGGCCCAAGUGAGGAGAACGCCAAAGCCUAUAACGGAAACCUGAUUGCCCACCUCCGUUCCAUGGUCGGAACCCCAUUGAUGCCGGGGAAAUCAGUCGAUACGUACCUGUUUGCUCUGUACGACGAGGACUUGAAACCAGGCCCGGGUUCCGAGCGUGCUUUUGGUCUAUUCAAGCCCGAUCUUUCCAUGACUUACGACGUAGGCCUUUCUAAAAGCAGCAGCCAGAGCCCAUCGUCACCGAAGACCCCAGUGACUCCAUCGUCACCGAAAACCCCAGUGACUCCAUCAUCACCAUCACCAUCACCGAAGGCAAAAAAGACUGUUUGGUGUGUUCCAAAAGCGGGAGUUUCAGAUGCCCAAUUACAGGCAAACAUAGAUUAUGUUUGUGGACAUGGAUUUGACUGUAGUCCAAUUCAACCGGGCGGUGCUUGUUUUGAGCCCAAUACUGUGGCGUCCCACGCUGCUUACGCCAUGAAUAUCCUUUACCAAACAGCUGGUCACGAUCCAUGGAAUUGUGAUUUCUCCCAAACAGCCACUCUCUCCUCCAAUAAUCCCAGCUACAAUGGCUGCACCUACCCUGGUGGCAGUACCUGAAUUUAAUAUCUAAAGCAUAAACGAAUAAAAGGUUGUUUUUGUUUGUGUUGUUGUUAUUGUGUUGAAGAAGGAAGAAGUAGUUGUUUUACUCUAAAUAUGGGGUUUGUGAAAAGUAAUUAUAUACUUGAUUGAAGUUAGGUAGCAAAGCUCUAAUAUAGUAAAGGCUUUCGUAAUCGUAUAUAUAUAGAUGUAUAUGUAACUGUACAAGGGAGACUGGAGAAAGUGUAUCAUGUAUUGGAUUUUAAUGGUUGAAAUUCUACUAUCAUAAAAAAUUUAAAUCUUCGUGGGAAUUAUUAUCUUUCUAUAAUGGCAUGUAAUUUUGUAUAUUAAGUUGAUGUAAAAGAG
Messenger RNA from Humulus lupulus (European hop), 2036 nucleotides. Its product is annotated as glucan endo-1,3-beta-glucosidase 7-like. Gene Ontology annotation, biological process: carbohydrate metabolic process. Gene Ontology annotation, molecular function: hydrolase activity, hydrolyzing O-glycosyl compounds. The record is from RefSeq and is a predicted model, not a curated record. Bases 252 to 1691 code for a protein of 479 amino acids. Gene Ontology annotation, cellular component: plasma membrane. Lineage: Eukaryota; Viridiplantae; Streptophyta; Magnoliopsida; Rosales; Cannabaceae. The transcript is spliced from 5 exons.